Messenger RNA from Emiliania huxleyi CCMP1516, 2010 nucleotides. RefSeq lists its product as hypothetical. Bases 1 to 2010 code for a protein of 669 amino acids. Lineage: Eukaryota; Haptophyta; Isochrysidales; Noelaerhabdaceae. The record is from RefSeq and is a predicted model, not a curated record. The transcript has 5 exons.
AUGGCGUGCGGGCUUCUCCUUUUUGCUGUAUUCCUCGGUUGCCUGCCAUCCGUCGGCGGCACGGCAACCGUCCCCGUCAGCCGCACCGUCGUCCGCGGCCGCCACAUCCUCACGAGGAAGGAGUACCUCGACACCUUUGCUGGCGACACGGCUGGGUGGGCACAAUACAUGGAGGACCAGUACUUUGCCGAGCAGGGCGUGUCCCUCACGGCCGACGCCGAGGAGCGAGUCAGCAACAAGCCAGGGGAGACGCUCGGUCAGGCGAAGAGCCGGCUCUUCUUCAAUCGCGUCCGCAAACCAAACAUGCAUCCAACCGAGCUCAGCCAGGCCGCAAACCAGUCCCGAGUGCAGAGGAAGCGAGAGAGCCCUGAGCAGCGCGACAAGGGAAAGCGAGACGACCGCACACGGCGGCAGACCAAAAGGGCGAGGCAGGCUGCCGCUCGCCCCGCCCGCCGCGCCUCCGAAAUACUCAAUGGCUCGCUGCUGGUCGAGGGGAGCGACGUUGGCAAGCUCGCUCUCACAAAGGAAGAGCAGAGCACCUCCACCACGUGCGCUGGCUGUGGCGCCGAGCUGCUUCCAGGCGAGGUCACCUCGUCCAACCCUACUUACGGCUCCAUAUGCUGCAAGAAGAACAAGGUCUCGCUCCCGCCCAUCUGCAUGCCCUGUCCGGAAGUCACCAAAUUGUGGCACGAUGCUGAUGGCGUCGUCGGCAAGACACUUCGGAAGUUUGCCCGCGCCAUCAACAACACGCUAGCAUUCGCCUCGCAAAAGGUCAAGCGGCCGAACAAUCUUCCGGGCUCAAGCACGUGGAGUCCGACCGUCGUGAUCCAGGGCAGAGUCCACCACUUCAUCGGGUCCCUCGCUCCGAAUGACAACCAGUCGAAACAAUUCGUUCAGACGUACAUCAAUGACCCGUCCAUGAGCGAAUGCCAACAGAUCGACUAUCGAAUGGGCGCGAUCUACCUGCCAGCCGAUACGUCUCAAGCCGAGAAGGAACGUGUCCGUGAAUGCCUCGAGAUCAUGCAAAAGGCGAUCACCGAGCACAACCCGUACGUCCAAGACUUUGUCAAGGCCUACGAGCGUACGGGCGGCAACGAGACCAAGGCCAAGAUUGUCAUCAACGCCGACGCUCGUCCUCCGCCCCCUCCCGGCGACGGUCCUGCUACCUCGCACCCUCGGAGGUACAACGCGCCCAGUGACAAAACCUACGGCCGCCAAGAUUACGCCGAGGUGGCUGUUCUCAAGCCCGACGCCGAUGAGAAUGGCCGAGAUAUCGUGGUCAAGAUGCGGGGGGGCGCGCUCAAGACAAUCAACGAGACACAUCGAGGGUACGACCCACUUCACUUCGUCAUCCUCCAUCCAGCUGGCGACGACGGAUGGAAGAUCGGGAUGACCAAGACUGGCAGCAAGCAGUCCAUCAGUCCCUGCGACUUCUACGCCUAUCGUGAGUACGUAUGCAGCGCCUUUGCAAAGGCGGAGCAUUGCAGGCUGCAAUGGCAGCGUCACAAUCAGACAACUAUUCGGGCCGUGCUCUACCAAAACCUCGUCGACCAUGUCGCAGCGGGGGACGCUGGCAAGAAAAUCGGCAAGCGUGUCGUUCUCAGCAGCAGCUUCGUCGGCGGCAAUCGAGAUCUGCACCGACGCUAUCAAGAUGCGAUGGCGGUCGUUCGCGCGCACGGUAAACCAUCCUUCUUCAUCACGUUCACGUGCAAUCCUAACUGGCCCGAGAUUGUCAACUCCCUCCCCAAGGGGCUGAAGGCGUGCGAUCGACCAGACAUUGCCAUACGGGCGGCGGGUGAUGUGUGCGGGCCGUCGACAUCGGCCGUCGAGACGGGCAACUCUCUCGAGGCGGGCAACUCUUCCGACGAGGACGCCUCUCACUGCGAGACGCUCGGGGCCGACGACUCCUCCGAUGCGUCCUACACCGACGGCGACUCCUCCAGCAUCGACUCCGAUGUCGGCGGCGCCUCCGACGAGGACAGCGACGCGUCUUGGUUGCCCUCCGACUAG